This is a messenger RNA of Hibiscus syriacus, 1933 nucleotides long. Its product is annotated as peptide-N4-(N-acetyl-beta-glucosaminyl)asparagine amidase A-like. Bases 13 to 1854 code for a protein of 613 amino acids. The record is from RefSeq and is a predicted model, not a curated record. NCBI's taxonomy places the organism in Eukaryota, Viridiplantae, Streptophyta, Magnoliopsida, Malvales, Malvaceae. The transcript has a single exon. Gene Ontology annotation, cellular component: vacuole.
AAGCCACCAUUAAUGGCUUCCUUUGAUUUCACUCUCCCAUUCUUUCUCUUGCUAUUCCUCUGCCACACCAUCUUCUCCAUUGCAAAUCUCCAUAAAAGCAAGAACAUGAUCCUUCGAUCCAAUCAUCACUCUCAACUGAACAACAACACAGUACUUUUCAGUGAAAACUCACCAACUGUAUACUUUGAAGUAACCAAACCAAUCAAACUACCAAAUUCCAAGCCAUGUUCGUAUCUUGCUCUUCGUCAUGAUUUCGGUUUCACUUACGGAAGACCCCCGGUUGUUGCAGACUACAACCCACCCGCUUUUUACUCUCGAAAAUUCGCAAAAAUCUUGAUCGAAUGGAAGGCGACGUGCAAAGGAGUACAGUUUGAUCGUAUUUUUGGGGUUUGGCUAUCUGGCGUCGAGCUACUUCGGGGCUGCACGCCGGAGCCUACGCCGAAUGGAAUCGUUUGGACUGUUGAGAAAGAUGUAACAAGGUAUCACUCAUUGCUCUUGAAGAACAAAACACAAACUUUAGCUGUUUUUCUCGGUAACAUUGUGGACCAGACCUAUACUGGUGUCUACCAUGUUAAUUUAACCUUUCAUUUCUAUCCUGCUGAUUGCAAUGUGAUGAAUGAUGAUUUGAAGAAGAUCGGUUCGAAUAACUUGGCAUCUAACUAUCAUUCUUCUAAGGCUGAUCUGAUCUUACCGAUUUCCCAAGAUCAGCCAUUGAACGAUGGUUCGUGGUUCCAAGUUCGGGAUUCGAACGAUACCGAGUUGAAGCAAUUUCGAGUACCCUCAAAUGUGUAUAGAGCUGUAUUGGAAGUUUAUGUAUCUUUCCAUGAAAACGAUGAGUUUUGGUACGGAAAUUAUCAGAAUGAUUACAUUGCUGAUAAUAAUCUAAUGGACACUCCUGGAAAUGGACCAUUUAGGGAAGUUGUAGUCAAUCUUGAUGGUGAAGUGGUGGGUGCAGUUUGGCCUUUCACUGUCAUCUACACCGGUGGAAUCAAUCCUUCAUUUUGGAGUCCCAUUACCGGUAUUAGCUCCUUCGAUCUUCCUUCUUACGAUAUCGAACUCACCCCGCUUUUAGGCAAGUUGUUGGAUGGAAAACUCCACACAUUGGGGUUCAGUGUCACCAAUGCCUUGAAUGUCUGGUUCAUAGAUGCCAAUUUGCACCUCUGGUUAGAUACCAAAAGUUCGAAAACCGAAGGGAAGCUUGUGGAGUGCAGUAACAAGGCUUUUAGUGUCAAUGAAGAAUCUGAUUUCAGGGGAUUGAAUGGGAAAUUCUUGACAAGCUCAAAGAGGUUCAUAUCUUCAACUGGAUGGAUCAAAUCUUCUUAUGGCAAUAUCACGACUCAUUCGAUUCAAGAUUUCAGUUACAAUAACUCGAUGCAAAUAGAUAAAGAUGGAGAUUUCCAGGUUGUGAACCAGAUGAUCCAUUUCAAUGACAGGGUUUACACGCAGCUGCCUUUUCAUUAUGUUCAUGCAGUUGAAUCGUGGAAGACUUUCCUCUUCAACUUUUAUGCGGACUUCACGGCACAAGGAGAAGGAUCAUUCGCUCUUAUCAGAAAUGUCACAUUAGGAUUUAACGAGAACAAGUACGGGAAUGUCGGUUUCGAUUUCUUCAUCGGAUUUCUCCGAAAUAUCCAGAAAGCGCGAUCGGUCCUCGCUGUGAAAAACGGCUCGACCGUGACGAGAUUACAAGGCACAGAACAGGUGUAUGAAUACCACGGAAGUGAUUUUUGCUAUUCCAGGAACAUAAGCAGCUCCAACAGCUUGAUUGGCUAUGAUGAAGUGAUGAAAAUGUGUGAUGAUUUUGAACUCAAGUCACAGAAAAAACAGCAGCAUUCUCCUGCAAUGGGUUUGAUGUAAGAUAUUCCAGGAUCCUAUAUUCAGCUUGAUUGAUCAAACUAUUAGCUGCUUUAUAAACUGUUCCAUAUUUAAUUUUCUU